AUGGGACAUGAUGUCAUAGUCGAACACUAUCCAGAACUGGACUUCCAAAGAUCACAAAUACAAUCUUCAACCACCCUUUUGUCAGUCAAAUCUGUUCGAGUUGGCCAGCAUAUAACUGUAAAGGCCAAACUAACCAACAUGUCCAAACAGCAAAAAGCAGGAGAUUUAACUCUUGUGAACUGUAUUCUGCUUGACCCUACAGCUUCAAUGAAAAUGGUAUUGUGGGAGAAUUUUAUUAACCAAGUGGAAAACAACCGAACAUAUAUCUUCCACAAUGUAACUGUACGAAAGGACAAAUACAAUGAAACCAUUUACUUAAACACUGCUAAAUAUGGCACUGAAAUCAGACUCACAGAAGAUUUUACUGAAAUCCUAGCUGUGCCACUAACUCAGGACACUACACAAUUUGUAUCCACAACCGUCGAAGGAGAAAUAAUGGGAAUAGUUUCCAUCAACUCGUACUUCUCUUGCUUUAAGUGUAAAAAGAAACUAGAGCAAUCUACUGGAGCAGCAUAUUUGGAGUGCAAAAAUUGUCACAUGAAGCAAAAACUUAAACCUGCAUCUCAACACUGGUAUGCUCAGGUAAUGGUACAGUUCUCUGAUGAGAAGUCCCUAGAACUAACAUUGUUUGAGGAGCCAAUCAAGCAGAUACUGGCAAUUCAAAACCAAAAAAGCCAGCCAACAUUAACUCGGGACAUUCUCACAAACAGUUUAUUAAAUCUUCCAGCAGUAAACUUCACAUACAACACAACAACCAAAGUAGUCCUCAAGAUUGCCCAAAAGGAGUAA
This is a messenger RNA of Porites lobata, 789 nucleotides long. NCBI's taxonomy places the organism in Eukaryota, Metazoa, Cnidaria, Anthozoa, Scleractinia, Poritidae. The record is from the annotation of a GenBank genome assembly.